Xiphophorus hellerii (green swordtail) is the source of this 2110-nucleotide messenger RNA. RefSeq names its product cilia and flagella associated protein 99 (gene cfap99). The record is from RefSeq and is a predicted model, not a curated record. The transcript has 15 exons. NCBI's taxonomy places the organism in Eukaryota, Metazoa, Chordata, Actinopteri, Cyprinodontiformes, Poeciliidae. The coding region runs from base 1 to 1980 and encodes 659 amino acids.
AUGUCUACUGAAAAACAGGCAGUUGGAAGAAAAGUUGACGGUCUUCCGGUGAACCAACUAGCAACAGACUUAUCGGAUGAUUUAAAAAUGUCAGCCGGGUUCGGGUCUCUAGUGAAAGUAGCAUGCAUGCUGCUCGAUAAGUUUUCAUCGGACCCCCGAUGUGUGGACGAGUUCGUAGAGGAUAUUCCCACGGAUUUACAGAGCUUUGAUCCUCUGGAGAGGAAAUUCAUCCUGAAAGUUGUUUCUGGAUGUGUUGAGUAUGAAAAGCUGCUUGAUAUUGUUAUCAAUACUUUCUAUGGUCAGCAUAGAAAGUGGUUGUGCAAAAGUGACCGCAACCAGUUCAUCAUUAUCUGCUACCUCUGCAUGUUUUGUCUUGAUGAACUUGGACUUGAACAUUUUAGCACCAUAAUUAAAUCUCUGGGCCACUGGAAGAUGCACUUCUUUCUAGACUUUUUCUUCUCAAGCAUCACCACCUGGGUACAAGCAGAGUGGAACACAUUCUAUGAGCCUGAAUUUGUGGAGAAGCACUUAAUCACCAAUCUGCUCAGGUGGCGCCCUGAGAUCAAUCAUCUCAUGGAUCAGCUUUCAAAAAAAGAAAGGAGAGCUCGAACUAAACUCACCCAGUGUCAGGAUUUCAUCCUCUCCAAAAAUAAACUGCCAACCCCACCCAAAGAGGAGCUGAGCCCCCUGCCAGACAAGUUCACACCAGUACCAAGCAGUACUUACAUGACUCCAAGAGAACUGCAGAAAAUACAGGAGUGUAAAGAGAAGAACCAAAAAAAGGCUGAGGAACUUCUGCAUGCGAUCCACUUCACAUGUAGGGAUCCGGAGAAAUCAGAAGAAACGGAGAGUGUGAUUUCCCAGAUUAAGGCAGAAGGCAACGCCAAAAUGAAGUUUGAGUCUUUUCAUGCAAAAAAAAUUCCUUGCAGUAAUAUGGUGGGGAGCCACCCAGUCAGGCUUAAUAAUGCAGCUAUUUGGAGAAGAGAGGCUUUGCAUGACCGUUUGGUGAAGGAGGAGCUACACAGAAUAGAGGAACUGGUGCAGGGAUCGACAGACCUGUCGCCUUUCCUGCAGCGGCAAAAGGAGCUGGAGGAGCGGGAGCGCCAGGAGAAGAGGCAGAAAGAAGAAAGGACCCGUCUGGAGACUCAGAUCACCGAACAGGAGAUAGCUCUGACUCGCAAACGGAUUGCUGAGCAAAAACAUGAAGCUGUUCAGCGCAAGAAAGAAGAGACUGCUCGCGUCAUGCAAAGAUAUGCAAAAAAGCGGCUGAAGGAAGAAAAGGAAGUAAGACACUUAGUGCAACAAGUGAUGGAGGACAGGAUUAACUUAAAAGUAGCUCAAGAAAGGAGCAAGAAAAUAAAGCAGAAAAUCGUGAAAGAAGUAUCAGAGGAAAAUCAGGAGCUGCUUCGCCAAGCCCUCGAGGAACAAGAGGAGGAGCUCAGAAAAAAGUUUCAACUCGUCCACGAAAUUCGCGCCAUCAAGUCGCUGCAUAUCGUCAAACCGAACAACUUCAACGAGACGGAGACUGCAGGCUAUGAGCUGCUGGGUGAGAUGUCGCUGGCCGAGCUGAAGGAGAGGCUGGCGCUGCUGAGGCAGAACCAGCAGAAAGAGGAGGAGGAGCGACGCAGCAACAUCCUGCAGGAGAAGCUGAAGAAGCAGCAGCAGAUCCUGGAGACGCUGGACAACAUUAACCUCUACAGGCAGCUGCUGACGAAGGAAGCAGCCGACAGGAAAGAGGAACGGCGUGCCCAGCAGGAGCUCCUGAAACAGGUGGUGGCUGAGGACAACACCAUUGUGGCCCUGAAGAAGAAGCUGGAGGAUAAGAAACAGGAGUUACACAAAGUGAAGGAAACUGAGAGGAGCCGGGCCAAACCCAGCCAAAGGUUCGCCAGCAGAGCGUCUAGUCAGAGAGAGUUAAGGGAGACAACAUGGGAGGAACUGGAGCAGAGCUUAGCCCACUACGUUCAGGACGCUGAGUGAUUCAACCUCUUUGGAGAAAAACACGUAUAAACAUGUGAACGAUGCUCCCUGAUAUGAUUCAUGUUUCAUCUUAUCAUCAUUUUAAACCAUUCUGACUCUUUUUCAAUCCAUUAAAUCUGAUUAAAAACGU